AUGGUUGGAAUUGGAGCGGGGUAUGAUUUAUCUGUAUCAACGUUUUCCCCGGAUGGCCGGGUAUUUCAGGUGGAAUACGCCACUAAAGCUGUAGAUUCAGCGCCGACAGCUGUUGCCGCUGUCUUCUCUGAUGGGAUCGUUUUCGCCGCAGAUUCUCUGGCUUGUGGCGCUCAAGACGAUUCACCCUACGCUAACGUGUUACAGGCGAAACCGGCUUGGCGUGUUUUCGCAGUAGACGAACGUAUGGGAGCGGCUGUGGCAGGUUUAUUACCAGACGCCAAAUGCGUAGUCAGAAGAGCGCAAGAAGAAUGCAAAUCAUUCCUCAAAGAAUAUGGCACAAAAGCACCAGUAAGAGUCAUAGCAGAGCGUGUAGCAUUGUUCGUUCACGCUUACACGCUGUAUUGGCACGUUAGACCAUUUGGAGUCUCAAUUCUCCUCGCAGGAACCAAUGAAAAUAAUUCACGUACCACUUACUCAGUUCUACAGUUAUUUACCAGUUAUGAGUUGUAUUGUAUUGAGGGUAGUGGCGCGUGUUAUAAGUAUGGCGGGAUGGCAAUUGGAAAGGGAAAGCACAUAGCAAAAACGGAGCUGGAAAAAUUAAAUUUAAAGGAAAAAAAGUGUAAAGAAUCGUUGUCGGAUAUUUGUUAUAUAAUUUCUCAGUGUAGAGACGAAGGUUCACUGAAGACGAGUGAUGUUCAAAUGGCCUGGAUCUGCCCUGAUUCCAACAAUACUUUCCAAAUCAUACCACAGGAACUCAUCAACGACGCCAAAUCUCAAGCCACCACACAACAAGCCAAUUCAUAA
This is a messenger RNA of Theileria parva strain Muguga, 804 nucleotides long. It is a transcript of the gene PAG1, whose product is annotated as Proteasome subunit family protein. Gene Ontology annotation, cellular component: proteasome core complex, alpha-subunit complex; nucleus; proteasome core complex. NCBI's taxonomy places the organism in Eukaryota, Apicomplexa, Aconoidasida, Piroplasmida, Theileriidae. Gene Ontology annotation, biological process: ubiquitin-dependent protein catabolic process. The coding region runs from base 1 to 804 and encodes 267 amino acids. The transcript has 2 exons. The record is from RefSeq and is a predicted model, not a curated record.